Messenger RNA from Medioppia subpectinata, 613 nucleotides. The record is from the annotation of a GenBank genome assembly. NCBI's taxonomy places the organism in Eukaryota, Metazoa, Arthropoda, Arachnida, Sarcoptiformes, Oppiidae.
GAUUGAUUGUGUGAUUGGCUGUGAAGUGAAGGCAAACACAAACUGAUUGUCUGUUUAUUGAAAACUAGUUUUUAAAUCCAUUUAUUAAUUGAAAACUAAACACAAAAUGAAUAUCAAAUGCUAUUUAACGCCAAACGCGUUGAGAUUAGCGCUAAUCCUAUGUCUGACGCAAACGCUUGUCGUGGAGACGAUGGCCGCCGAAGAGGACACCAGCGGUUCCACAGCCGCCGACACUAACAGCCAAUCUGUGGACAAAAAGGUAAAGAAACUACAGAUCGGUGUGAAGAAGAGGGCCGACAACUGCGACCGCAAGAGCUCUAAGGGAGACAUUCUUCACAUCCACUAUCGGGGCACUUUGUAUGAGACGGGCGCCGAGUUUGACAGCUCCUACAAGAGAGGCCAGCCGUUGACGUUCACGUUAGGUAUGGGACAAGUGAUCGCCGGUUGGGAUCAGGGAUUGUUGGGUAUGUGUGCGGGAGAGAAGCGCAAACUCGUUAUACCGGCCGAUCUGGCCUAUGGCGCGGCCGGAGCGCCGCCCACUAUACCGGCGAACGCGCCGCUAGUGUUCGAAGUGGAGUGCGUGAAGAUCGAGAACCGUAAGGCCGAGCUCUGA